GUGUUUUUUGCUGCAACGUGAAACAUGCCAAGGUCUUUCCUGGUCAAAAAGGUUAAGCUCGAUGAUUUCUCGUCUGCUGACCUCGAGAGCUCUUAUGGCAGAUCCAGAGCGGACCUCAGCCUCCGAUUUCACGAAAAAGCAGCAGGUUACAUCAGCGACUACAUAACCCCGUCUGUGUAUGAAGCAGAAAAUGAAAAUGGCAUCAAAGUGCCGUCGCCGGGACCCAUCUACGAGAGCCUGCACAGCGAUUACGGUGCACCGGACUCGGACCAGCCCGACAGCCCGCGCUCUGAGAUCUCGACUGGGUACAUCAACGGUGACAAUGCGGUGAGUGAGGGCUACACGGUAGACGCCUUCUUUAUCACGGAUGGGCGCUCGCGCAGGAGGGCCGUGGGUAAUGCGCGGAACGCGCAACGCCACACGUGCAACGAGUGCGGCAAGAGCUACGCCACGUCGUCCAACCUGAGCCGCCACAAGCAGACGCACCGCAGCAUGGACAGCAAGAUGGCCAAGAAGUGCCCGACUUGUGGGAAGGUGUACGUGUCCAUGCCGGCCAUGGCAAUGCACCUGCUCACGCACGACCUCAAGCACAAAUGCGACGUCUGUGGCAAGGCGUUCAGCCGCCCCUGGCUGUUGCAGGGUCACAUGCGCUCGCACACGGGCGAGAAACCGUUCGGGUGCGCGCAUUGCGGGAAGGCCUUUGCUGACCGCUCCAACUUGCGCGCUCACAUGCAGACGCACUCGGCUUUUAAGCACUACAAGUGCAAGCGCUGCAACAAGACCUUCGCACUCAAGUCGUACCUGAACAAGCACUACGAGUCGGCUUGCUUCAAAGGAGCCUUUUCGCCUCUCAGAGCCGAUUCAUGAAAGAUCCACGGGAGUCACAGUGCGCCCACAGCUUUGCUUUUCGCUCCUGCAACAACAGAACUGAGGAAAACUUGGAUUAUUCGCAUGUAACUUUUCUUUUCCAAGCGUAACCAUCUCCCCCAAGCCGUUCGCCUACCGAGCCGAAAAUAGCAACUUAUUUUGCCAAAAAAAAGAAUAAUAAUAAUAAAAAAAAAACAAAAAAAAAAAAACAAAACUCAAGACAUUAAAAAUGUCUAACUCUCAAUUAAAAGGUCAAACCUUUUCUAGGUAUUGGAUCACAUUAUACUGCUGCCAGUGGCCACAAAAGUGUUCAGCGUCGAGGUAAAACUAUAACUUAUUUAUGUACUUAUUUAUUAUUUUAUACAAAUCGUGUAAAACCUUCAUUUGCACUUUAAUUUAUUCUUUUGCCAAACUUUUCCUUCGCCAUUAAUAUGCCAAAGCAUUUGCCACUUUUUCAAUCUGUUUUGUUGGUUCCUUUGUUGUUUGUUUGCCACUUUUUGCAUGCAAAAGAGGAAAUCUAUGCCAAUUUUAUCAAGCUUUGGUUUUUUCUUUCUUACUUUUUUCUUUUUCUUUUUCUUUUUUUUUUUGUUCUGCGAAUAUCUAGUUAGAAUCAGUCUGCAAUAUUUCUCGGGAGUCAUUAAAAAUUAAUAGAGCAAUAAUGCAUGGUAUUUUUUAAAACAAAACAAACAAAUAAAAAAAACAAGAAAUAAACCAAUAAUAGCUAUAACAUUUUUAAUCACGAUUUUAAUCCAAUACCGUUAGUAGUUGUGCAGAAGAAGAAGCUCAAUAUCAGGGAAAUGCCAGUGUAGUAUUAGUGGAUAUAGACCAUGGGCUGAG
Molecule: messenger RNA, 1704 nt
Organism: Tachysurus fulvidraco (yellow catfish)
Lineage: Eukaryota; Metazoa; Chordata; Actinopteri; Siluriformes; Bagridae
Gene: scrt1a
Product: scratch family zinc finger 1a
Exons: 2
Coding region: 25-867 (280 amino acids)
Biological process (GO): regulation of DNA-templated transcription
Molecular function (GO): RNA polymerase II cis-regulatory region sequence-specific DNA binding; DNA-binding transcription factor activity, RNA polymerase II-specific
Source: RefSeq, a predicted model, not a curated record